Cucurbita moschata (crookneck pumpkin) is the source of this 775-nucleotide messenger RNA. RefSeq names its product cucumber peeling cupredoxin-like. The record is from RefSeq and is a predicted model, not a curated record. The transcript is spliced from 2 exons. NCBI's taxonomy places the organism in Eukaryota, Viridiplantae, Streptophyta, Magnoliopsida, Cucurbitales, Cucurbitaceae. Gene Ontology annotation, cellular component: plasma membrane. Gene Ontology annotation, molecular function: electron transfer activity. Bases 114 to 758 code for a protein of 214 amino acids.
AGGAAAAUGAGAUUCAAACCAAUUUGUUUUCGAGUCAAAUAAAAAGCACUCCAAGUCGGAGAACUUUCUCAUCACAGCUAUACCAUUUCUCGCCUUCUGACAGUCCGAAAUCAAUGGCGACGGAGACGGCAGUGUUCGCGGCGGUCGUCGCUUUUCUGAUCUCGGCGGUGGUGUCUCAAACUCCUCCUAUGGCUUACACUAAUCACACGGUCGGCGGCCCUGCAGGUUGGUUCUUCAACGCCACCAAGAACAUUUCCGCUACUAAUUACUCCUCCUGGGCGGCGUCUCAGACUUUCAAUCUCGGAGACUUCCUCAUUUUCAGAACGAAUACAAAUCAGACCGUGAUCCAGACCUCCAACUUGACGACAUUCAAGAGCUGCUCCAUCGACGACGCCUCGGACAACGACACGUUCCAAUACAACGGCGGUGAUUCCGACUUCAACAAGCCAUUGAUCAUUCCCGUGGCGCUGAUCAUCAGCGGCUCGAACUACUUCUUCUCCGACGCGGAUGAUGGAGUUCAGUGCCAACGAGGUAUGGCCUUCGAGAUCCAGGUCAAUACCGGUCUUGGCUUGCCGCCAAGCCUGAAUCAGCCACCUCCGCCUCCGUACGCGACGCCGCCGGAUUCCGAUUCGGCUCAAACGCCUCCGUUAAUGAUUCCUGAGACGAAGGACAACAGAGGAUUCAAAACCGCCGCUAACUUGCGCCGAUAUUUCUUCUUCACCGCGGUGGUGCCGCCGCUGCUGCUGCUGCUGCUCUGAGACUAACGAGGUCAGAU